Molecule: messenger RNA, 2856 nt
Organism: Mastomys coucha (southern multimammate mouse)
Lineage: Eukaryota; Metazoa; Chordata; Mammalia; Rodentia; Muridae
Gene: Cnksr3
Product: CNKSR family member 3
Exons: 13
Coding region: 315-1742 (475 amino acids)
Biological process (GO): regulation of signal transduction
Cellular component (GO): membrane; cytoplasm
Molecular function (GO): protein binding
Source: RefSeq, a predicted model, not a curated record
CUCACCUUCGGGGUCCAAUGUGGAUGGGGUGGAGGGUACUGGAGAAAUGUCUUUGAUCACAAUUUAUUUUUACUCCGGUUAUCUUUAGUGACAAUGAUUAUUUGUUGGACAUCGGUCUUGUGUAAGGGUUGGAUGACUGUCUGCAGCCGUACGUCCACAAGUUUGAGCGGGAGAAGAUAGAUGGAGAGCAGCUGCUGAAGAUCUCCCACCAGGAUCUGGAGGAGCUGGGGGUCACACGGAUUGGGCACCAAGAGCUGGUGUUGGAGGCUGUGGACCUUCUCUGUGCACUGAAUUACGGCCUUGAAACUGAUAAUAUGAAGAACUUGGUUCUGAAACUGCGGGCAUCCUCGCACAAUUUGCAGAAUUACAUAAGCAGCAGGCGGAAGAGUCCAGCCUAUGAUGGGAACACGUCUCGCAAGCCCCCCAAUGAGUUCCUGACUUCUGUGGUGGAGCUCAUUGGCGCUGCCAAGGCCCUGCUGGCUUGGUUGGAUCGGGCUCCAUUCACAGGGAUCACGGAUCUCUCCAUGACAAAGAAUAAAAUCAUCCAACUGUGCCUGGACCUCACCACGGCAGUUCAGAAGGAUUGCCUUGUAGUGGAAAUGGAGGAUAAAGUUUUAAAUGUGGUCAAGGUCUUAAAUGGCAUCUGUGACAAAACAAUGCGCUCUACUACAGACCCUGUUAUGAGCCAGUGUGCAUGCCUGGAGGAAGUUCACUUACCAAAUGUUAGACCUGAGGAAGGCCUGGGCAUGUACAUCAAGUCAACCUAUGACGGACUGCAUGUGAUUACUGGAACCACAGAAAAUUCUCCAGCAGACCGAUCUCAGAAGAUUCACGCUGGCGAUGAGGUCAUUCAGGUCAAUCGGCAGACAGUGGUCGGGUGGCAGUUGAAAAAUCUGGUGAGAAAGUUGAGAGAGAAUCCCACGGGUGUGGUGCUGCUGCUGAAGAAGAGGCCCACGGGCUCGUUCAGCUUCACUCCAGCCCCACUGAAGAACCUGCGGUGGAAGCCGCCCCUCGUGCAGACCUCACCCCCACCCACCACAACCCAGUCCCCAGAGAGCACCAUGGAUGCCCCCCUGAAGAAGGAGAAGCCAGCCAUCCUGGACCUAUACAUCCCUCCUCCACCUGCUGUGCCCUACUCUCCCCGGGAUGAGAAUGUGAGUUUCAGCUACGGAGGACACAGUAAGAGUAAACAGGCGUUGCCUGGGCGCAAGGGUUCCGAGUCCCCUAACUCCUUCUUGGACCAGGAGAGCCAAAGACGCAGAUUUACCAUCGCAGAUUCCGAUCAGCUGCCCGGGUAUUCGGUGGGAACCAAUAUUCUGCCCACAAAAAUGAGAGGGAAGACACCGUCCUAUGGCAAGCCCCGGCCGCUGUCCAUGCCUGCAGACGGGAACUGGAUGGGGAUUGUGGAUCCUUUUGCUAAACCUCGAGGUCAUGGGAGGAAAGGGGAAGAUGCCCUCUGCCGGUACUUCAGCAAUGAGCGGAUUACACCCAUCACUGAAGAAAGUGCCUCUCCUGUGUACCGGUUCUCUAGACCGCUAACUGAGCGGCACCUGGUGCGAGGUGCGGACUACAUCCGAGGGAGCCGGUGCUAUAUCAAUUCCGAUCUGCACAGCAGCGCCACCAUUCCAUUCCAGGAGGAAGGCUCCAAGAAGAAAUCCUCCUCCUCCUCAGCCAAGGCAUCUUCUGGGGAGCCUUCGCUGCUGGUCAGCUGGCUGACUCGCCUCAAGCUAUUGACUCACUAAGGUUGCUGCUCCACCAGCUUCCCGCCUGUCUCCUGCUAGCAAGUGCCUUCUUCCUCGGUGGACAGCUUCUUCAGGCUCCUUCCACAGUACUCCAUGGCGACUUUACUUCAUUCCAUUUUUUUUUUUUAAAAGGUUGUAUACUGUCGUUCCUAGAGUUUCGAAGUCACCAGAGGGCAUCAAAUCCAGUGGAUCUUAGGUGCUGUCCGUGGAGGCAGAAGGAAGGACGGACAUGGCACAGCCUGUUUAGUCUUGCUUUCCCACUGUGGGGAUGUGGAGACAUACUCUUUAAAGUGUUGGUGUUGGCCAGACAACUUAAUGUCAGGAACUGGCAGAAUUGUUCACUUUUGUCUUCAUGGACACUGGGGACUAAAAUUGAUGGGUUUUGUCACAUAGAUACGUCGGUUUGUGGUCCAACUUCUGUAUCUGAAAAAGCUGAAGGAGAAAAACCUCUGUUUUGAUUUUCUUUUUUUUUUUUUUUUUGAAGGAAGACGACCUGACUUUUAAUAGCAUAGCUCUAGCCCCAGAAAGCAAGAUAGACAGACAGCAAGCUAUGCAAAGAUGCCAGAGGUGCAAUGGCACAAACAACUAGGAGACUGCCCUUGUUCCUGCCCAUCUCCCAAGUUUGUGAGGUGGCUGUAUACCCAGGAACCUUGGGCCCACCCAGCCCCCACUCCCAAAUCCUUAGUGUUCAACGAAGCCUGGGCCAAGCCUUGCUUCUAGAGUGGUUGAGUGAAGCAGCAGCAAGAAGAGUCAAGUAGUCCAACCAUCCAACACAAACUAUCAGACAUUUCAAAAAGUGAAGACUUGUAUCUUGCAAUAGCUUGUAGCUAGACAGACGGUCCAGGAUUUGGUCCUUGCUUCUCUCCUAUCCUGGGCGUCCUUAGGACCUUACAUCAAAGUCCUUAGGUUCAUACUUUCUGGAGCUCAAUGUGGGGCCCCUUGGCAAGUCUCACAUCAGCCAUGUAAACGUAAAAUAAGGUCACGAGUAGAGGUAGCAGUCAAAGUAGAAAGUGGGCACAAGCAGAAGCUCGAGCUGUUACAGAGGGGACAAGAAACCAUGCAAGGAGACUAUUUAUUUUGAAAGGACUUUUCAAUAAACACAGUGAACAGGCUC